Messenger RNA from Myxocyprinus asiaticus (Chinese sucker), 3506 nucleotides. RefSeq names its product sodium/hydrogen exchanger 5-like. The transcript has 16 exons. The coding region runs from base 567 to 3506 and encodes 979 amino acids. NCBI's taxonomy places the organism in Eukaryota, Metazoa, Chordata, Actinopteri, Cypriniformes, Catostomidae. The record is from RefSeq and is a predicted model, not a curated record. Gene Ontology annotation, cellular component: membrane. Gene Ontology annotation, molecular function: sodium:proton antiporter activity. Gene Ontology annotation, biological process: proton transmembrane transport; regulation of pH; sodium ion transport.
UUCACUUCCAUUGUAAGUGUCUCACUUUAACCCAGAUAUGUGCUUUUUUUUUUUUUUUUUUUUUUUUUUUUAAGAAAAAGAGGAACAAGUCGAAAUACAUUUUUGUGGUAAUCAUCAUUAUGCCACAAAUGCUGUCGAUUGAGUUUAACUUGUAUUGAACACGGAAUAUUCCUUUAAAUGACUAAAUGGGCGUUUUGAUUGGUUAUCCUCUCAUGGAAAGUACUAGUGUUUACAAUCAACUUAUUUGCCCUUUAUGGACUUUUCUUUUCUAAGAACAUGAAAAUGGGCUUAUAAAGAUGCUUUCAACGCGAGUAGUGCUCACCGGUGCUUGAGACACGCUAUUUUGAUGAGGAUGGUGAGUGAUGACGCUUUAUUAAGAGCCCUCGGUCCCCGCGUGCACGGUUGAAUCACGUGUUCACAUACGCAGCUGCACCUUCGCGAGUUACCGGCUAGUGGAGUGUGUUGAUGUUGUAAACCGGUCACAGGGCGUCCCGCGAAGAGCUUGCUGGCGCAAUAGGACUGUAUAAAAGAAAUGAAGAUGACAGACCGUUGAACACACCGAGAAGAUGCUCUGCGUGAGUUUGCUCCUGUUGAUAACGGUGGCUAGUGAUGCAGCGACUGACCUUUACGUGACAAGAGCAUCUCUCCCACCAGAGCUGGUCGUCAGCGCCGCACCUGCGGUUACAUCCCCCACCGGCUCCCGUUAUACUCCAGACAGGUACGGGCGUCCCGGGAUUGUGCUCGCCCGGUCUGCGGAGGAGCCGGCCAGCACGAGCACAGAGGACGGAGAGUCCUCUCACCUCCAUGGAGGGGGUUACAAGAUAGUGCAGUGGGAAUGGAGCUACGUGCAGACACCUUACAUUAUAGCCAUCUGGCUUUUGGUUGGCAGUGUGGCGAAAAUACUAUUCCACUUCUCUCAGCGUUUUACCACAGCGGUCCCAGAGAGCUGUAUGCUGAUUCUGUUGGGUCUUGUUCUGGGUGCAGUGGUCCUAAUCGCCAGCAAAAAGCAGCCUUAUCAACUGGACCCAGGGCUCUUUUUCCUCUUUCUCCUGCCGACUAUAGUGGGGGAUGCUGGGUAUUUCAUGCCAGCACGGCUCUUCUUUGACAACUUGGGUGCUAUUUUGAUGUAUGCUGUGGUAGGCACAUUGUGGAAUGCCUUCUGCACUGGAUUCUGUCUCUAUGGAGUCAAGUUGGCAGGGGUCAUAGAUGAAAAAGUAGAGGCCGGUUUAAUGGAGUUUUUGUUGUUUGGAGCUUUGAUCUCAGCUGUGGAUCCUGUAGCAGUGAUCGCUGUCUUUGAAGAAGUCCAUGUGAAUGAGAUGCUCUUUAUCAUUGUCUUUGGCGAGUCACUGCUCAAUGAUGCUGUCACUGUGGUCUUAUAUAAAGUAUAUAUAUCCUUUGUGGAGGUGGGACCAGGGAAUGUUCAUACUGCAGACUAUUUUAAAGGAAUUGCCUCCUUCCUCAUUGUCAGUAUUGGAGGAACUUUGGUUGGUCUCAUCUUUGCCAUUAUUCUAGCCUUUGGCACUCGUUUUACGAAGAAGGUGCGCAUCAUAGAGCCGCUGUUUGUCUUCUUGUUGGUUUACCUGGCCUACCUAACAGCAGAACUCUUCUCUCUUUCCGCCAUUCUUUCGAUGACUUUCUGUGGCAUUGGAUGCAACAAGUAUGUGGAGGCCAAUAUAUCCCAGAAGUCCCGGACCACCGUGAAGUACACCAUGAAAACCCUGGCCAGCAUUGCAGAGACAAUCAUCUUCAUAUUUUUGGGUAUCUCAGCUGUGGACAAAUCCAAAUGGGCCUGGGACACUGGCCUUAUCGUCAGCACACUCAUCUUUAUCUUCGUCUUCAGGGCCAUAGGUGUUGUAGGACAGACUUGGUUCCUAAACUGGUUCAGAUUGGUUCCCCUGGACAAGAUUGAUCAAGUGGUGAUGUCAUACGGUGGCCUGCGAGGUGCUGUAGCCUUUGCACUGGUGGUACUUUUAGAUAAAGAUCAGGUGAAAGCAAAAGACUACUUUGUGGCAACAACUAUAGUUGUGGUUUUCUUCACUGUCAUGUUUCAGGGUUUAACCAUCAAGCCUUUAGUGAAAUGGUUGAAAGUGCCACGCAGCACAAACAGAAAACCCACCAUUAAUGAAGAGAUCCAUGAGCGUGCCUUUGACCACAUUCUGACUGCUGUUGAAGACAUUGCUGGUUUGAAUGGCUACCAUCACUGGAGGGACAAGUGGGAGCAGUUUGACAAGAACUACUUGAGUAAGUUGCUGCUGAGAAAGUCUGUGUACCAUAAGAGUGAGCUGUGGGAGGCCUAUCAGAAAAUCAACAUCAGAGAUGCCAUCAGUGUCAUUGAUCAGGGUGGGAAUGUAUUGACCUCUGCUAGACUUUCUCUGCCUUCUAUGGCUAGCAGAGCAUCUUUCCCAGAGGUCACAAAUGUGACCAAUUACCUGAGGGAGAAUGGCAGCGGGGUGUGUCUAGACCUCCAGGUGAUUGACACAGUGCCAGGAGCCAAGAUAGAGGAGGAGUACGAGACACAUCAUGUACUUGCAGGAAACCUCUACAAACCCAGGAGACGGUACCAGUCCCACUACAGUCGCCACUUCAUGACAGUGGGGGACAAAGAGAGACAGGACAGGGAGGUGUUCCAGAGGAAUAUGCAUAACCGCCUGGAGUCCUUCAAAUCUACUCGCUACAAGCGCCACAAGAAGGACCGCAGUCAGAAAAAGUGGAAAGGGUCAGAUGCUAAAGAACAGGACAUAAACGACAAACCCAGACGAAAUGUGAGCUGGCAGGACAAAGACCCAGUUGUGGUUCCUCUAGCCCGUGAGGAGGAGAAUCUUGAUCCUUCUGAGCCAGAUAAAGAUGAGGAUGUGGGGAUCACUUUUGUGGCUCGCAAGGCCCCAGAAACACCAAAGGAGAGACCAAAAUCAGUGCCAGCUGCACUGGAUGUGUGUCAAAGCCCUGUUGCAGCCCCUCCCUCACUCACAUGUGGAGAGAAAAACCUGCCAUGGAAAAGUGGCAUGGGUUCCCUCCCUCCUUGUGUGUCAGUGGAGGCCACUAAGAUUAUUCCUAUAGACCUGCAGCAGGCCUGGGAUCAGAGCAUCUCCUCUCUGGAGAGCCUGGCUUCUCCUCCGGUUCCUCCAGAGCCUCAGCUACCACGCAUCAGUGCCCUCUCUAGGCUUGGAGGACCCCUGCGGACCCCUGUGAAAGGAAAAAUUGAUGGUGGUGGUGGUAUAGGACCAGGAAGUAGUGCAACUGGCCCAAGUUCAGGGCAGUUCCCGUUCCCUACAGGGAAGGAGGAAGAGGAGGAAGGCCCCCUCUCUCAGCAGCAGCAGGAAAUGCAGCCGCUAAUGUCAUCUUUGAGGCCGCCACCCCCACCCCUUCAGCCGCCUGCUGCUGCUGCUGCACAAGCUGCUGCACAAGCUGCUGGAAAGAGACGGAAUCCUUGUGUUUAUCUUCGGAGUCUGGUGACAGCACCACCUUCAGGUGUGGAGAAACACAGCAGGCGGCCAACCCAACUGUAG